This is a messenger RNA of Bactrocera neohumeralis, 626 nucleotides long. RefSeq names its product cysteine-rich DPF motif domain-containing protein 1. The transcript is spliced from 2 exons. The record is from RefSeq and is a predicted model, not a curated record. Lineage: Eukaryota; Metazoa; Arthropoda; Insecta; Diptera; Tephritidae. Bases 115 to 624 code for a protein of 169 amino acids.
UAGAUAAAUUUUCGAAAUUUUUAUAUAAACUUUUUUGUGCUAUAGCUUUGUAUUUAAAAGAGGAAAAUUAUAUUGAAAUAGUAAAGGAAUAUUUGAACAAACUCAGAAACAGCUAUGGAAGAUUCUAAAAUCUCGACCCAAUCCCCUUACAACCUAAAUAGAUACGAAGAUUUGCAGUUAAAUGUGAAAGACGAUGAGGCAGAGAUUUCACGCUUAGAAGCUGAUGCCAAUGUCUCAAAAAGUUCAGAAAAAUGUGAAUCACAAACCGACGAACGUGUUCCGAAAAUUAAAUUUCAAUGUACUAUGUGCGAUAUGUUGGAAAUGGUGAACUAUUAUGGCAAAACUCCGCCCUUUGUGUAUGGACUUAAGCUUUUAGAAGAUUCUUUUGUACUACGUGAUCCUUUUCAAUCACCUCCAAUUCGUUGGAAGCCCAAAGCAGAGUACUUUGUAAUAAUAGGUUCCAGGUGUACGGUAUGCGAAAACGUCGUUUGCAAAGGAGCGGAAUGUAGUUUUUACUAUACAUGUACUUAUUGUUUGGCUUGCGCAAAAAAACAUAUUAAUAAGUUUCCCAUAGAAUCACAAGCAAAAUUAAGAAAGCAAUUGGAAAUAAAAAUAAAAAAAUAGUA